Nicotiana tabacum (common tobacco) is the source of this 2217-nucleotide messenger RNA. RefSeq names its product DNAJ protein JJJ1 homolog. The record is from RefSeq and is a predicted model, not a curated record. NCBI's taxonomy places the organism in Eukaryota, Viridiplantae, Streptophyta, Magnoliopsida, Solanales, Solanaceae. Gene Ontology annotation, molecular function: zinc ion binding; nucleic acid binding.
UCCAAACAACCCGCAGAGCAUCCAACCUCCCUUUCCCCCUAUUGACAAAACCCUAAUAAAAGCACCGUUCAGGCGCUCAGCAAACGGGAAGAAAGAAAGAAAAAGAAAACCAUUCUUUCCCGUCGAUAAUGGCGUCGUCGGAGAAAAGAUGCCUCUACGAGGUCCUAGGCGUGAACCGUGACUGCACCCCCGACGAGAUCCGGUCCGCCUACAGGCGGCUCGCUCUGCAACGCCACCCUGACAAGCUAGUCAAAUCCGGCGUACCGGAAUCCGAAGCCACAGCUGCGUUUCAGGAGCUCGUCAACGCCUACGAAGUCCUGUCCGACGCGCGGGAGCGCGCUUGGUACGACUCGCACCGCUCUCAGAUACUCUUCUCGUCCAAUUCCGCUCCAACCAAUUCGUCUAAUUCUGGUUCUGUCCCCGACUUAUUCUCCUUCUUUUCCAAUUCAGUUUAUUCUGGUUACUCCGAUAAAGGCAAGGGCUUUUACAAAGUCUAUGGUGAUCUCUUCGAGAAAAUCUACCAAAACGAUUUGAAUUUCGCGAGGACGUUAGGUAUAGGUUUUCCCAAAGAAGCUCCUCUCAUGGGAAAUUUGGACAGUCCUUAUGCUCAGGUGACAGCAUUCUAUAACUAUUGGUUAGGAUUUGUUACUGUGAUGGAUUUUUGUUGGGUAGAUCAGUAUGACGUGAUGGCGGGACCCAAUAGAAAGUCAAGGAGGGUGAUGGAGGAGGAGAACAAGAAGCUGAGGAAAAAGGCACGAAGGGAAUACAAUGAGACUGUUAGAGGAUUGGCAGAGUUUGUGAAAAAGAGAGAUAAGAGGGUGAUUGACAUGCAGAUGAAGAGGAAUGAGGAGAUGGAGAGGAAGAGGGAAAAGGAACGGGAGAGAAAGGAGGAGUUAGAGAGAGAGAAGGUUGAGAAAGCAAAGAAAUACGUGGAGCCUGAUUGGGCAAAGGCGGAGGAGUUGGAAAAUGAAGAAAUCGAGGAGGAAUGGGAUGAGGAUGGAAAAAAGAAGGCAGAUGAGAAUGAAUUGUACUGUGUGGUGUGUUCGAAGAAGUUUAAGAGCGAGAAACAGUGGAAAAAUCACGAGCAGUCCAAGAAGCAUAAGGAGAAGGUGGCAGCUUUGAGAGAAGCUUUUGAUGAUGAAGAUUGUGAAUACGAAGGGUUGGUGGAGGAUGGGGUAAGUGAGGAGCAAAAGGUAGCUGAUGGUGAUAGAACAUCUGAUUUAUCUGCGGAUGAUGGGGUGGAUGAGUUAGCAGAGCAAUUUGAAGGUAGUACGCGAAUUCAAGAAGAUGAACGUGAGGAUGAUGAGGUUCAAAGCAGCAAUGAAGAUGAGACCACAUCACAGGGAUUAGAUGAUGGGUUAAAUUAUCGAAGUGGCAGUGAUUCAAAGGUAGUAGCCGAUGAACUUGGAUUAGAUGAUGAUGAAGCAAGUGUACUUGAAGCUAUGGUAUCUGGCCGCAAAAGUAGGAAGAAUGCAGGUCCAGCUGGCAGUCGUCAAACCUCAGCAAAGAAUGUAAAGGGUGAAACCAGUAACGAGGAAAUGGACUUCAUGGAAUAUAAUAAUCUUAGAAGUACUAGGAGAAAUAGGGGUGGCCGGAGACAAAGAAACAGGAGACCACAAGAAGAAGAAGACGAAGAAGGUGAAGGAGGAGAUGUUAGAUCUUAUGCGACUAAAGUUGCUGUAAUUACUGAGUUAGAUAGUGCUUAUAAUGAGAGCUCAGCUUUCCAGGAGCCGUCAUCAGAUUCUCCAGCAGAAACUGCUAAUGAUCACAAAGGAAGUGACCUUUCGCGAAAUAGCGAAAAAGUUUCAAGCCAAGGUAUGGACAAGAAAACUACCGCAAAGAAGGAGAAGAAUACCAAAUCAAAAGAUGCAACCAAAGGAAGGAAACAGAAGGGAACAUCGAAAUUUUCUAGCAACUCGUGCGAGACAUGUGGGGAGGAAUUUGAUACAAGGAAUCAAUUACAUAAGCAUCUAGGAGCGACAGGGCAUGCCAAACUAAAGUCUCGGUGAUAUUAGAGAAUCUCGUUGUCUACAAUUCAAGCUGAUUGCUGGGAGUUUGGAGGCUCAUUAUUUGUUCGCUAUUCUUAUUCUUUGUGGUUUAUAUACGAUUUAACAUCAUCAUUUAUACCAUAGUCAAUUCGAAAUGAGCUAAAAAUCAAAGCUUUUUGAUAAUAGAUGACUACAUGAUGUUUGUUGCAAGAUGAACACGGUUUCUUAA